GUUCUGAGUAUAGGUUUGGGUGGGACUGAGUAUCAGGGUACUGGUAGGGUACAGAGUUAGAGCUCUAAAUCCAGUUCUCAAUUCUCCGCUCCACUGAACACAUGUAAAACUAUACCCUGGUCCCUACUGCUUGCUUCGCAGUUCUCUCUAAGCUGUCCCCGUAAUAUGGAUUAAGUGCUUGUCAAGUGUAAGUACUGGUGAAACCGGGUUUUUAAUUCAGUCCCUGCUACUGCUACAGAGAUAGAGAGGAACGUAGAGUAGGACCGGGAGAAGAAUUGAGAUUUUUUAGCUCAGCUCAGUCGCAUCCUGGCUUUUGUAGAGUGAACAUAUCAAUAAUGUUAAUCCCUAGUUUAAGGGUAGUUUUGAAAAGACUCUGAUGAUUUGAGAGAUGAGAAUGCUCCUGGUUUUGUUGUUCGGAAUAUGUAUCCGGGAUGUACUCGGAUACUGUUCAGGGAUUGGAGCUAAUCCAAGCUUCUCUGGCCCACCCGUAGUACAGCAGAUAAAUGCUACCUCUGUUCUUGUCUCCUGGGAGGGUCUAGUCUCAAGGGUGGAUUGUGUAGACCAGUUCUUAGUUAAAUCAGGACUGGUGUCUGCACCUACUGGGUUUAAGAUGAGUGAGAUGCAGAGGUCAGAUACAUUCUUCAUUGUUCUCACUAAUAUCAGUCCUGAGUUGGAGUACUUUUAUCAGGUUAUAGCCCGAGAGGACAAGGGUUGGAGAGGAGUGGAUUAUAAUAGAUCUCCGGAAACACUUUUUGCAACCUCCCUAAAACAGGGAAACCUGAACCCUGUCCAAAUACCUACUCCACCCCUCAAACCUGAGAUAGAUGGAAGGAAGGAAACAAAUACAAAACAGCCCUGGGUGCGUGAGACCCCGGCCCCUGUGAUGACCCGGCGUGAGGAGAAGCUGGGGAUGAACACCGAGGUCCUCGUUUGGAUCCUAGUCGGCUGCCUGGCCCUCGCCAUCAUCGUCGUCGGUGUCGUCUACAACGUGUGGCGACGAACUCGGACCGGGGAGAAGAGUAUAGAGCUCGGCUCAGACUAUGGUAGUGAUGCUGAUGAUGAUGAUGAACAUGAUGAUCAUGAAAGUGAUCAAGAUGAUCAGAAAGGAGAUCAGAGUGACAGUGAGAAGGAAGAAGUUGAACCAGAUGAGAAAGACGAGCUUAAAUCUGGAAAACAUAGUUGAUUUCUAUUUUUUUAUCUAGACUCCUAAUCAAUUAAAUUUACAAAAAUCGAAA
Messenger RNA from Eurytemora carolleeae, 1235 nucleotides. RefSeq lists its product as uncharacterized. The record is from RefSeq and is a predicted model, not a curated record. The transcript has 5 exons. The coding region runs from base 389 to 1183 and encodes 264 amino acids. Gene Ontology annotation, molecular function: protein binding. Lineage: Eukaryota; Metazoa; Arthropoda; Copepoda; Calanoida; Temoridae.